Erythranthe guttata (spotted monkey flower) is the source of this 2553-nucleotide messenger RNA. Lineage: Eukaryota; Viridiplantae; Streptophyta; Magnoliopsida; Lamiales; Phrymaceae. The record is from RefSeq and is a predicted model, not a curated record.
AUAUAUAUAUAUAAAUCAGAACUUUAUUGAUUUCGCACUUUAAUUUAAGAACUUUUAAUAAUUAAGAACCACCACCCAGCCUGACUGAUAGAUAACCCAAGAUCUCCUUCAUUAUAUCUCUCCUUCGUCUAUGACGGCCUAUGGCGAUUAAGAGGGGAUUAUCAUCUGGCGCCGGCGUCCGCAACAACAAAGGCAUUGGAUCUCGCUUCUGCAUUAACGUUCUUCUCUGCUUUCUCACAUUUCUCGCUUUCUCCUUUUUCUUCCUCGGCCGGGGACUCUACACCGCUGCUUCCUCCGAUAUAAAUGAACCAUCAAUUGACUCUAGCAGACAGGAUCUAAAUUGGCGAGAGAAGCUAGCAUUGCAGCAUCUUAAAUCUUUAUUCUCUAAAGAGGUAAUUGAUGUCAUUAAAGCCAGUACAGAUGAUUUGGGACCUUUAAGUGUCGAUUUUUUCCGGAACAAUAAUUUGUCUGCAUCCUGGAGAAUUCGAGACAAAACUGCUUCUGAUAAUGCAACUUCUGCUGAGAUCGGUGGAGUGGCAUCAGAUACGAAGCCAGAAACAUCUAAAGGCAAGAAGGAACAUUCUUCAAAUGAGGAUCAUUCUGUAUUUCUUGAGACACCAGCUAAACUUGUCAGAAGGCAACUGAGAGAAAAAAGACGUGAAAAGCGUGCUGCAGAUUUGGUAAAGCAAGAUGAUGAAGUCACUGUCAAGCUUGAAACUGCAGCCAUUGAACGUUCUAAAUCAGUUGAUUCUGCAGUUUUGGGGAAGUACAGUAUCUGGAGGAGAGAAAAUGACAAUGAAAACUCCGAUUCAACUGUGCGCUUGAUACGGGAUCAAAUGAUAAUGGCAAGGGUAUAUACAAGUCUUGCAAGGAUGAAAAACAAGCAUGAUUUGGCCACUGAGUUACAAAACCGGCUCAAAGAAAGUCAGCGUUCUUUAGGGGAGGCAACCGCUGAUUCUGAUUUAAAUCACAGCGCACCCGAAAAAAUUAAGCUGAUGGGCCAAGUGCUGUCUAAAGCGAAAGAGCAAUUGUAUGACUGCAACCUGGUCACAGGAAAGCUUAGAGCUAUGCUGCAAUCUGCAGAUGAGCAGGUCAGGAGUCUGAAAAAGCAGAGCACGUUCUUAAGUCAAUUGGCUGCAAAGACAAUUCCGAAUGGGGUUCACUGUUUAGCCAUGCGCUUAACAAUUGAUUAUUACCUCCUUCCAUUAGAGAAAAGGAAGUUCCCUCGGAGUGAAAACUUUGAAAAUCCUAAGCUAUAUCAUUACGCCCUCUUCUCUGAUAACGUUCUUGCUGCUUCAGUCGUGGUUAACUCAACCGUUAUGAAUGCCAAGGAGCCUGAGAAGCACGUGUUCCAUCUUGUUACCGAUAAGUUGAACUUUGGUGCAAUGAAUAUGUGGUUUCUCUUGAACCCUCCCGGUAAAGCUACAAUCCACGUCGAAAAUGUCGACGAAUUCAAGUGGCUCAACUCAUCCUAUUGCCCUGUUCUACGCCAGUUGGAAUCUGCCGCAAUGAAAGAAUAUUAUUUCAAGGCGGCUCAUCCCACCACACUUUCUGCUGGCUCCUCCAACCUCAAGUACAGAAACCCAAAGUAUCUUUCGAUGCUUAACCAUCUAAGGUUUUAUCUCCCACAGGUUUAUCCCAAAUUGGAUAAAAUUCUUUUCCUCGAUGACGACAUUGUUGUUCAGAAGGACUUGACUGGGCUAUGGUCAGUUGAUCUCCAUGGAAAAGUAAACGGUGCAGUUGAAACCUGUGGUGAGAGCUUUCAUCGGUUCGAUAAGUACCUAAAUUUCUCCAAUCCUCAUAUUGCUAAAAACUUCGAUCCAAAUGCCUGUGGGUGGGCAUAUGGCAUGAACAUGUUCGAUCUCGUGGAGUGGAAGAAGCAGGAUAUAACUGGCAUAUACCACAAAUGGCAGAAUAUGAAUGAAGAUAGGGUGCUGUGGAAGCUUGGAACACUACCUCCAGGUUUGAUAACCUUUUACGGGCUUACACAUCCGCUUGAAAAGACAUGGCACGUGCUUGGUUUGGGUUACAAUCCGAGCGUUGACCGGUCAGACAUCGAGAAUGCAGCUGUUGUACACUACAACGGGAACAUGAAGCCCUGGCUAGAGUUGGCAAUGACAAAGUACAAACCGUAUUGGACAAAGUACAUAAAAUACGACCACCCUUAUAUACGCAACUGCAAACUAAGUGAAUGAUAAUCUGGUAAUUUUUCUCCCGAGCAACUGAAUCGCACCGUUUCGACUAGAUGAAGGCGGGAGUUAAUCCGGUGAAGGCAAAGUCCCUCCUGGAUAUAUAUAUACCUGCAUAUAGUGAAUGCAUUUCAUCUCUGUGGUUCAAAAUUCUAUUCAUAAAAAAAAAAAAAAAGUGUUCUUUAAGAAACUUGGCAAUGAAUAGUUGUUCGUGCCCGAUUCGAUUCUCCAAAAUGUACUUAUGGGGAUGUGUUUGUUGUUAGUUGAAGUUACUAAUUGUAUUCUUUGGACAAACUAUUAGAUUUAUAUCGUAGUUGGACUCUCUGCUUUUUUAAUCGAAAUUUCUGUUCUCUUUCGAAGAAAA